GAAGUGGUGGCGAUCCCUGGGGAAGUCGAGGCCCGGGAGGGGGAAAGGGCCGCCCGGGUCCAGGCGUCCUGACCGGAAGCGGAGCCCGGGGUUCCUAUCGGCCCGGCUCCCACCCCUUCCCCUUUCCAAAAGAGCCGGAUCCAGUUGCUAUCCCGGGCGGGCCGCGCGGCCUUUGAUCAGACCGGUGACUGCGGGCAUUCUGGCCGCGGGAGGCUCAUUCAUUCGCCCCUGCGCGGCGGCUAGCAGGAAGCGCGUGCGCCGGAGGGGAAGUGUCUGGGCCAAGCAGGGACCCCGACAUGGAGCUGCGGGAGGAGGCCUGGUCCCCGGGGCCGCUGGAUUCUGAGGACCAGCAGAUGGCCAGUCAUGAGAACCCAGUGGACAUCCUCAUCAUGGAUGACGACGACGUCGCCAGCUGGCCCCCGACCAAACUGUCCCCGCCCCAGUCGGCGCCCCCGGCCGGCCCCCCGCCUCGGCCACGACCGCCCGCCCCUUACAUCUGCAACGAGUGCGGCAAGAGCUUCAGCCACUGGUCCAAGCUGACGCGGCACCAGCGCACGCACACAGGCGAGCGGCCCAACGCGUGCGCCGACUGCGGCAAGACCUUCUCGCAGAGCUCGCACCUGGUGCAGCACCGGCGCAUCCACACGGGCGAGAAGCCCUACGCCUGCUCCGAGUGCGGCAAGCGCUUCAGCUGGAGCUCCAACCUCAUGCAGCACCAGCGCAUCCACACGGGCGAGAAGCCCUACGCCUGCCCCGACUGCGGCCGCAGCUUCACGCAGAGCAAGAGCCUGGCCAAGCACCGGCGCUCCCACAGUGGCCUCAAGCCCUUCGUGUGCCCGCGCUGCGGCCGCGGCUUCAGCCAGCCCAAGAGCCUGGCGCGCCACCUGCGGCUGCACCCGGAGCUGUCGGGGCCUGGCGUGGCGGCCAAGGUGCUGGCAGCCAGCGUGCGCCGGGCCAAGGCGCCCGAGGAGGCGGGGGCGGCGGCGGACGGCGAGAUCGCCAUCCCGGUGGGCGACGGCGAGGGCAUCAUCGUGGUGGGUGCGCCGGGCGAGGGGGCCGCGGCGGCCGCGGCCAUGGCAGGCACAGGGGCCAAGGCGCCGGGGCCCCGCUCGCGGCGCGCCCCGGCGCCUAAGCCGUACGUGUGCGUGGAGUGCGGGAAGGGCUUCGGGCACGGGGCAGCGCUCCUGGCCCACCAGCGCGCCCAGCACGGCGACGGGCUCGGGGCGGCGGGGGGCGAGGAGCCCGCGCACAUCUGUGUGGAGUGCGGCGAGGGCUUCGUGCAGGGCGCGGCGCUGCGGAGACACAAGAGGGUGCACGCCGUGGGCGCGCCGUCGGUGUGCAGCCGCUGCGGACAGAGCUACUACCAGGCCGGCGAGGAGGGCGCGGACGACGCGGAGGCGGCCGGAGGGCGGUGCAGCGAGUGCCGCGGCGGGGAGGGCCGGUAGGGGCGGGGCCCGGGGUGGCAGGGUCCCUCGGGCCCGGCGGGGACGACGGCGCAGGACCCGGGACGGAGACGGACAGAGCCCCUCGCGGUCCUCGGAGCCGUGGCGCCCAGGCCACGCCCGCCCCCUGCCCCCGCCCGCCGCCUGUGUUCUUGGCCGGCCCGGGAUAGACAAUGUGGGACCGAGAGACGCUGGGACAUCGGGCGGACACUCCGCCCCCUUUUCUCCUGGUCGGAGGUGUGGACGGCAGCCGGCCCCCCGUUUAGAGGGGCCUCGCGGAGGGCGGGUCAGGGGCCUCCGCCCUUUCAGUUUUCUUCUCAUACCGCCGCCCGGCUCUGCCCGCCGUUAUUUUUUGGCCCCGCGGGCCCCACCCUGGUCCUCGCCCCGGUCCCUCCCCUCCUGGGCGUGGGGUAGUGGAGGAGCGCCAGAGCAGAGCUGGGCCCCGCUCCAGGCGUGCCCCUCAGAGUGGGGUCCCGUCUCUGUUCCUGGCCUGGGUGCGGUUGGGGAGGGGUGCGGAGGCAAUAAAUGGCACUAUCCUAUC
Messenger RNA from Manis pentadactyla (Chinese pangolin), 1983 nucleotides. It is a transcript of the gene ZNF787, whose product is annotated as zinc finger protein 787. Gene Ontology annotation, biological process: regulation of immune system process; negative regulation of transcription by RNA polymerase II; regulation of cytokine production. Bases 297 to 1445 code for a protein of 382 amino acids. Lineage: Eukaryota; Metazoa; Chordata; Mammalia; Pholidota; Manidae. The transcript is spliced from 3 exons. The record is from RefSeq and is a predicted model, not a curated record.